Molecule: messenger RNA, 1220 nt
Organism: Cervus elaphus (red deer)
Lineage: Eukaryota; Metazoa; Chordata; Mammalia; Artiodactyla; Cervidae
Exons: 2
Coding region: 160-789 (209 amino acids)
Source: RefSeq, a predicted model, not a curated record
AGGUACACCCCCUGGGAAGAAACCCCCCCGUGCCAGCUCACCUGGGGUGCCGUGGGCGCAGCUCCCGUGGAGGAAGGGCAGGGCUGGCUCUGCUCUGGCUGGCCAGCUCCCUCCCAGACCUGGGCACACGCCGGACACGUGAGUCUUCUCACCCUGUGCAUGUGUGGGAUCCCAGACACACAGUUGCUGUUGGCCCGAGAACACGGUGUGUGUCCACUCAGCCACACCUCACCCCGUUCCCCCCCGCCCCAGAUGACUGGUCUCAGGAGGGGUGGGCGGCCUGGGCUGGCUGAAGGCGGGCAGUGCUGCACUCGUGACCCCUGGUCAAAGGCCACUGCUCCGGAGCCCUGGUGGCCUAGUGUCCGCUUGAAGGCCCAAGACCACAGCGGAGGCUGGGGUUCAUCAGGCCGCCACCCCAUCUCUGCCUGGUUAUGGACGUCAUGGUGGGUACCCCGGGCGCCCAUCCUCCGCUCUCCCUCUUGCGUGAGCCGCAUGCCCCUGCGUGUCCCUGGCAUGCACAUACAACCUAUCAAACAGGCACUCAGCAUUUCCCCCCUCUUCGCAGAUGGACAGACUGGGCGCCGCAGACAGCCUGAGGCCCCACCCCACUUCUGCGUGCUGCCCAGCUGCAAGUGUGCAUGUUCCAGCCCCUCGUGCAGCAAGGCUUCGCUGGCCUUGGUCUGGACAGCUGCCUGGACGACGUGCCCUCAAGCAGAGAGGGUGGUUGUGUCCCAUGCACAGAGGCUGCAGGAGGGACCCCGGCCAGCAGUGUGGGCAUGCAGCCUGUGAGCCUCAGGCCUCCCCCUGCGUGUCCUCCCUGCCCGGCACGAAGGUCAGCCUGUUUUGUACUAUUUUGAUGGGCACGCCUGGACCCAGCGGGCUCAGCUCAGUCUGUGCCUGGGGGGCGGGGGCGCUCCACAACAAGGCCCGUGUCCCUGCGGCUUCUGUGUGCUCAGGACUGGCCUGACACCCUGCUCCUUGGGCCCCUGGCCGCUCGGGGGCAGCAGGAGCUCUGCUCACCACCCGGGCCUCUCUCUCGCCUCCGCUGACCGCAGGCCCGCUGCGGGCCCUGCCGGCCGGCCCCCCCGCUGGCUCCCGGGCUCAGCUUCGCCCUCUGCGGGUCCCUAACCUCCCCAAGGAGCGCGUCACCAGGAAGCACAGAGAACCCGGGGGUGGGGGCCGCCCGGACAUAAUUCAUUUUGCUGGGGCCCAGUGAGUGC